Molecule: messenger RNA, 966 nt
Organism: Mya arenaria
Lineage: Eukaryota; Metazoa; Mollusca; Bivalvia; Myida; Myidae
Exons: 1
Coding region: 1-966 (321 amino acids)
Source: RefSeq, a predicted model, not a curated record
AUGCUGAAGUCUGCUUGUGUUCUGCUCUUGUGCCUCGCACUUGCCAAUGCCUACUAUGGCAAAGGCGGUAAAGGGGGUCGAGGCAAUGGCGGCAAUGGCAAAGGCGGCUAUGGAGGUGGAUAUGGCGGCAUGAGCAGUUAUGGCAACAACGGCGGCUAUGGCGGUUAUGGCAACAACGGAGGCUAUGGCAACGGCGGUGGAUAUGGCGGCAAGGGCAACAAUGGCGGCUAUGGAGGCUAUGGCAACAACGGCGGCUAUGGCGGUUAUGGCAACAAUGGCGGCUAUGGAGGCUAUGGCAACGGCGGCGGCUAUGGCGGCAAGGGCAACAAUGGCGGCUAUGGAGGCUAUGGCAACGGCGGUAGUUAUGGCGGCAAGGGCAACAAUGGUGGCUAUGGAGGCUAUGGCAACAACGGCGGCUAUGGCGGUUAUGGCAACAACGGAGGCUAUGGAGGCUAUGGCAACGGCGGUGGCUAUGGCGGCAAGGGCAGCUCUGGCGGUUAUGGAGGCUAUGGCAACAACGGCGGCUAUGGCAACAAUGGAGGCUAUGGCAGCUAUGGCAAGAACGGAGGCAAUGGAGGCUAUGGCAACAUGGGUGGUUAUGGAGGCUAUGGCAACAACGGUGGAUAUGGCGGCAAGGGCAGCUCUGGCGGUUAUGGAGGCUAUGGCAACAACGGAGGCUAUGGCGGAUAUGGCAACAACGGAGGCUAUGGAGGCUAUGGCAACAAUGGAGGCUAUGGAGGCUAUGGCAACAAUGGAGGCUAUGGAGGCUAUGGCAACAACGGUGGCUAUGGCGGCAAGGGCAACAAUGGAGGCUAUGGAGGCUAUGGCAACAACGGUGGCUAUGGCGGCAAGGGCAACAACGGUGGCUAUGGAGGCUAUGGCAACAACGGAGGCUAUGGAGGCUAUGGCAAUGGUGGUGGCUCUGGCGGCAAGGGUGGCUAUGGCGGAAAAUAUGGAAAAUAUUAA